UGUCGUGGCACACGGGUAACGCAGUAGGAGGACGAGGGCUUUUGCCCGGAACGAAAGACGCGGCGCGGGUGGGAGAUAGAUAUAAGGGCAUCGUUUCGGAAUAACGGCUAUCAGUGAGUAUCGCGCUGUUUUCGCAUACACCGGCAACACACGAGACACGCAGCAUCGACAACAAUGCCGAAGUUUCAGAUUCUAUGCCUUUUAUGCGCAACGAUUGCAGUUAGCCACGCAGUGGUUUUAAGCGGUUACGACGGCGGUCAUGGAAUCUCAUACGCGGAUUACGAGGGUCUCGAAGGAUACUCAGGAUCUGCUGUUCAAUACGAAGGACACGCGGUUCUACCAACGGUAGCGGUUCCGGUUCACGCGGUUUCCGCCUCACCUGUUCAAGUUGCAGCGACCCUCGAUCAUGGAUCUCACGGAUACGAUCAUCAUGCUGAUCACGAACACGAUUACUACGCUCAUCCAAAAUACACUUUCAACUAUGGCGUUCACGAUCCUCACACAGGGGAUGUGAAGACUCAGCACGAAGUUCGUGAUGGUGACGUGGUUCACGGAUCUUAUAGCGUCAACGAGCCUGACGGUAGCGUCAGAAUCGUCGAAUACACUGCCGACGACCAUAAUGGCUUCAACGCAGUGGUUAAGAAAGUCGGACCAGCGAUUCACCCUAAACCAAUUCCCGUAGCAAAAUACGUUUCGCCGGCGUACUACAAUAGUUACGAGGAAUACGAAAAGCAUCAUUAUUAAUCGUACGAAUAUAUUCGAGUGAUAGAGGAAGAAACAAAAAAAAAGCAGGAACAGGGUUAGAAAGAAUUUAUUUAAGUGAGACGUGUCGACGAUUAACUCCUCGUUUUAUGGUAUCGAGUCGAAUUUGUGAUAAACUAUGGUUGAAAUAUUAAAAAACAAGGACUACUUCAGCAUCCUAUAGGAUCUAUAGUAUAGAUAAUAUGCAGAUUUCUGACAUUUCCAUUGCUACCGAUGCACAUGUUGCGUCGUUCUUUUCCGUGCAUUUCGAUCCAGCGAUCGAAGAAAUAGAGAAAAGGCGGCGAAGUGUAUCGAGAUAAAUAUUAUUGUUUGAAAUAAAGACAUUUUUUAUGAAAAAGAAGAGACGUGUAAUUCCAAAGGUGGAACAGUAUUUUUCAACACCGAGUGUGUUGAAUAAAUACGUAUAUUAUAAUACGAAAAUAAAUUAAUAAUUAAUCAAU
Bombus terrestris (buff-tailed bumblebee) is the source of this 1202-nucleotide messenger RNA. RefSeq names its product cuticle protein 19 (gene CPR6). Lineage: Eukaryota; Metazoa; Arthropoda; Insecta; Hymenoptera; Apidae. The coding region runs from base 175 to 744 and encodes 189 amino acids. Gene Ontology annotation, cellular component: extracellular matrix. The transcript has 3 exons. The record is from RefSeq and is a predicted model, not a curated record.